Molecule: messenger RNA, 1754 nt
Organism: Syzygium oleosum
Lineage: Eukaryota; Viridiplantae; Streptophyta; Magnoliopsida; Myrtales; Myrtaceae
Product: gibberellin 3-beta-dioxygenase 1-like
Exons: 2
Coding region: 188-1291 (367 amino acids)
Biological process (GO): response to light stimulus; gibberellin biosynthetic process
Molecular function (GO): gibberellin 3-beta-dioxygenase activity
Source: RefSeq, a predicted model, not a curated record
CUCAGCACUGAGAAACCACAACUCCAUCAUCUCUAUAUAAACUUAGUACUAUACCAUUUCAUAACGAGUAACAAGUACAUUCAGUUUACUCUGUCCAUUUGUAAACUGUAUCUCAACCUAUAACCCGACAUCCAACACACACCCUGUUUCUCCGCAAGUACUCUCUCCCUGUUUCUCUCUCCCCACUAUGCCUUCCAGACUUUCAGAUGCCUUCAGAGCGUAUCCUGUUGAACUCCAUCAUAAACAAGUCGACUUCAGUUCAGUGAAAGAAUUGCCCGACUCAUAUGCAUGGACAGAACUUGAUGAGCACCCUUCUUCUCACUGUCCUAGCAAAGAGACUUUGCCGGUCAUCGAUCUCAAUGACCCAAAUGCACUAAAGCUAAUAGGCCAUGCAUGCAGAAGUUGGGGCGUAUAUCAAGUCAUAAACCAUGGCAUACCAGAGGAGCUUCUUCAUGAUGUUGAGUGUGCUGCCAAGAAUCUUUUCUCUCUGCCAGUGCCACAAAAGCUCAAGGCAUCUCGUUCCCCAGAAGGCAUCUCAGGUUAUGGAGUCGCACGAAUUUCUGCCUUUUUCUCUAAGCAAAUGUGGUCUGAGGGAUUCACCAUUGUGGGGUCACCAAUGGAACAUGCUCGCCGACUUUGGCCUCAAGAUUACAACGUAUUCUGCGAUGUAAUUGAAGAGUACCAGAAAGAGAUGAAACAGCUAGCAGGAAGGUUGAUGUGGCUUAUGCUUGGCUCUUUGGGGUUGACAAAGGAAGACAUCAAAUGGAGCGGCCCUAAAGGAGAAUUCACAGGGGCAGUUGCUGCUUUGCAAUUGAAUUCUUACCCUGCUUGCCCGGACCCAGACAGGGCAAUGGGUCUUGCCGCUCACACAGACUCUACCCUCCUCACAAUUCUUUAUCAAAAUAACACAAGUGGCUUGCAAGUGCUUAAAGAGGGCAGUGGAUGGAUCACAGUGCCUCCACUUUCCGGUGCACUUGUUGUUAAUGUGGGGGACCUCUUUCACAUAUUAUCAAAUGGCUUAUACCCAAGUGUCCUCCAUCGAGCAAUGGUUAACCGAACAGAGCAGCGGUUAUCAGUUGCCUAUUUAUAUGGACCCCCAAGUUGGGUUCAAGUCUCACCUCUACCAGAACUAAUAGACUGUAAUCAUCCUCCACUUUACAAGCCAGUAACUUGGAGCGAGUACCUUGGGACCAAGGCAAAACAUUUCAACAAAGCGCUGUCAUUAGUUCGGUUAUGUGCCCUCGUAAACGGACUACCUGAUGUAAGUGAUAGUAUCGUGAAAGUCAGCUAAAGUUUUCUAGCUAUUGCCCCUCGAAGUGUGUAUUGGUCGGCCAGAUCAGAGGAACUGAAUUCCUGAGCAUUGUAGUGUGUAAGAUAAAUGAUGAACCAAAUGAGCUCCCUUUAGAAUGACCCAAGGAAAACUUGUGUCAAAUCAUAAAAGCGAGAUGCAAACAAAAAGACAGCUUUUUGCCCAUUUGAAUAUUCAGGUGAAGGACCAACAAAAAGACAGCUUUUUGCCCAGAUAUGAAGGACGAUCCUCCUCCGACGAAAAUGACGAAGAUCAAGAUGAAAAGUGUAGGACCAAUUAUUCAUCAAAUGAAGCUUGGAAGAUGACAAGGGACAAAAGAAGACAAUUACAACUAUUUCUUGCAAAGGGGAACUCGACCAAUGACUUUUUUUAAGCAGAAGUUAACUGAGAAUGUAAGGCCAUGACAUUUGACAGCAAGAGUAACAGAUCAUGACUCUCAUGACUC